UGCCGGGGCCCAGGGAGAGUUCUGGAAGCUCGGGGUCGGGAAGAUGGUGGAUUACAGCGUGUGGGACCACAUCGAGGUGUCGGAUGAUGAGGACGAUACUCACCCGAACAUCGAUACGGCCAGUCUGUUCCGCUGGCGGCACCAGCUAAGUAUUGAUGUGCAGAAAUCCCUCACUGUGCUCAAGAGUUUCCAAGUGAUGCAAUAGAUAAGUCCAUGGAGGCUCGUAUCGAGCGGAUGGAGGAAGCACAGAAAGAGCGAGAGGAAUACGAGAAGGCGUGUGGGGAUUGUAAACGUAAACUCACUGAGUGCCAAAAGAAGCUCAAAGAUUUGCUGCUGCUGGAAACAGACGAUGCAAAGAAAGAGAUUGAAAAGUUACAAACUGAACUCAAACAGUUGAAAAAGGAGGAGAAAGAAUGGGAUAAGAAAGGGGCAUCGCUAAAGAAGAAGGAAAAGGCAAUGCCUUGGAAUGUGGAUACACUGAGUAAAGAGGGAUUCAGUAAGAGUGUCAUUAAUGUAACCCCAGAAUCAAGCAAGGUUGAAACAGAGGAAGACAAAGAAAAGAAACACAAGACCUUUGUAGAAAAAUAUGAGAAACAGAUCAAGCACUUUGGCAUGCUAAGCCGCUGGGAUGACAGCCAGAAAUACCUAUCUGAUAAUCCUCACCUUGUAUGCGAGGAGACGGCGAAUUACCUGGUCAUCUGGUGCAUUGAUUUAGAAGUUGAAGAGAAACAUGCACUGAUGGAGCAGGUAGCUCACCAGACAAUAGUGAUGCAGUUUAUCCUGGAACUUGCAAAGAGCCUUAAGGUGGACCCCAGAGCUUGUUUCCGACAGUUCUUCACCAAAAUCAAGACAGCAGAUAAACAAUACAUUGAGGCAUUUAAUGACGAGCUUGGGGCAUUUAAGGAGAGGGUCAAAGGUCGUGCUCAGGCAAGGAUAGAAAAGGCAAUGAAGGAAUAUGAAGAGGAGGAACGUCAGAAGCGGAUGGGGCCUGGCGGACUUGAUCCAGUGGAAGUGUACGAAAACCUCCCUGCUGAGAUGAAGAAUUGCUUUGAUUCAAAAGAUAUUCAGAUGUUGCAGGAUGUAAUCAGCAAAAUGGACCCAACAGAAGCCAAAUACCACAUGCAGCGCUGUAUUGACUCUGGGCUUUGGAUUCCGAAUGCAAAGGCUGCAGAAGAGGAAGGAGAGAAGAGUACAGAGAAUGAGGAUCCUGUGUAUGAAGAAGUUAAAAAGGAAAGCAGUGAAGAAAAAUAACCCUAUUUUUUUUGUUUCUGUAUCUGCUAGUUUUAAAUGCUGUGUUGAGUUCCAGACUACAUCCUGUUCACUGACCCAUAGGGGUUCACAUAAGUUCAAUAUCUCAAUCUGUUGAAUGAAAGGUUAAAGUCCUAUACGAAUCAACUGCUUUUUGUAUAAAAACACAAGUUUUGAGAGCAUGCAGGCUUUACUCUUAUGCAGUAACUCUGGAUCAACUGGCAUCAGGGCAAGUGAAACCUUUUCAAUUGUCAGAGCAAGUGACUGCUUCCCCCAUUGCUUCAUCAUGUUAAUGCACACCACUCCACGUGAGCUAAGCCAUAGAGCUGGGAAGGUGCCAGGUUCAGCUCCUGAUAUGUGAUGGGUUACCCUAUUUGAUACCCUCCUGUGUAGCCUCCUGAUACUCACUGUUGAUGCCUGUGCAAAAAGGGGGGUUUCAUGGGAGAGAGGUACUGGCCAGAGAGAGAGCGAGCUACUACUGCCUAUGGAACCAGACCCCACAAGUUCAUGUCUUAGGGAUAGGAGAGGGAGAGAGAAUUUUUGGAAAGAAUGCAUGGCUUGUUGAAAAUUCUCCAAGGAAGCAGGGUGGGGAAUGUCUGUCGAUCUCACUUAUUUCAUAUCUACUUAAAAUUAACAGAAAUACAAUGAAAAAAGUUGUAAAAUUAAAAGUAGAAUCCCUGACCUAAAUUACUGCUGACACAAUUAAAAUGCUAAUUAAAAAUCUGUCUGGCAGUGACUUCAUAUUUGAGUGUUCUUGCUGUAUGAGCCCAGAGUCAAGCAUUUUGCUCCCUCAAUCUAGACACCAUUUCUGAGGUGAUGGGGACAAGGAAGCAGAACAACUGGUAAAAUUGUUUCAGGAUUUGGAGCAUUUGGUUUUAUGUACAGGUCCUUAUUUCGUCAGUUUGACAUAGGAGCUUGGGUAAGGGAUUUACAUCGGUUUCACUGAUUUUAUUUUCAGUUCUUUUGAACUCUUGUCGAAACCACAAUAGUAUUUUCUAUACUGGGUUUAACACCUUGUAUUCUGUUCACAAAUUUUAAAGAAUCCUGUGUGCUGCAUAGGUAAUGGCUCAAUAUUUUGCUGGGGGCCAAUGUUGCUGAUGCUGCCUGUUACUGUGACCUGUUUGAUCUGGGGUGGUUGCUGCUUUCGAGCGAGGUAGUGGUUGUAACCUUUGUUUCUUGUUAUUGACCCACUAUGUAUGCAAAUAAAGAUAUGAUGCAGUAAA
Molecule: messenger RNA, 2471 nt
Organism: Carcharodon carcharias (great white shark)
Lineage: Eukaryota; Metazoa; Chordata; Chondrichthyes; Lamniformes; Lamnidae
Gene: cdc37
Product: cell division cycle 37 homolog (S. cerevisiae)
Exons: 9
Coding region: 214-1251 (345 amino acids)
Biological process (GO): protein folding; protein stabilization
Cellular component (GO): cytoplasm
Molecular function (GO): heat shock protein binding; protein kinase binding; protein-folding chaperone binding
Source: RefSeq, a predicted model, not a curated record